Molecule: messenger RNA, 2073 nt
Organism: Nerophis lumbriciformis (worm pipefish)
Lineage: Eukaryota; Metazoa; Chordata; Actinopteri; Syngnathiformes; Syngnathidae
Gene: npbwr2b
Product: neuropeptides B/W receptor 2b
Biological process (GO): neuropeptide signaling pathway
Cellular component (GO): plasma membrane; neuron projection
Molecular function (GO): neuropeptide receptor activity; neuropeptide binding
Source: RefSeq, a predicted model, not a curated record
GCGCAGGCGAGCCGGGGAGAAGGAGCGGAGAAGUCCUCCACUUUUCCUUCAUUCAACAAGGUCAUGUGUGACAUUUCAACCUGACGCCAUUUUCAUCCCUGAAGGAACGCAAACAAACAUGGACAACGUGUCAGACUACAGCGUGGCGUCUCCGGCGCUGUGCGACGACUCGGUGGACUUCUACUCGCUCACCCCGGGCAACGGCAGCGGCCUGAACUGCACGUUUCCCGCCGACUUCUACUUCUACGCCGACCUGUACGUCCUCCUGCCCAUCAUCUACUCGGUCAUCUGCGCCGUGGGCCUGACGGGCAACACGGCCGUCAUCUACGUCAUCCUCAAAGCGCCCAAGAUGAAGACGGUCACCAACAUGUUCAUCCUCAACCUGGCCAUCGCCGACGACCUGUUCACGCUGGUGCUGCCCAUCAACAUCGCCGAGCACCUGCUGCACUACUGGCCCUUCGGCGAGGUGCUGUGCAAAGUCAUCCUGAGCAUCGACCACUACAACAUCUUCUCCAGCAUCUACUUCCUGACCGUGAUGAGCGUGGACCGCUACCUGGUGGUCCUGGCCACCGUCCGAUCCAAGCGCAUGCCGUACCGCACCUACCGCGCGGCCAAGAUCGUCUCCCUCUGCGUGUGGGUGCUGGUCAUCCUCAUCGUGAUGCCGUUCAGCGUCUUCGCCGGCGUCUACCUCAACCCCGGCGACGGCAGGAAGAGCUGCGUGCUCAGCUUCCCCGCCCCGGAGAGCUCCUGGUUCAAAGCCAGCCGCAUCUACACCCUCAUUCUGGGCUUCGCCAUCCCCGUGUCCACCAUCUGCAUCUUGUACACCGUGAUGCUCUACAAGCUGAGGCACAUGCGCCUCAACAGCAACGCCAAGGCGCUGGACAAAGCCAAGAAGAAGGUGACCAUCAUGGUCUUCAUCGUCUUGGCCGUCUGCUUGUUCUGCUGGACGCCGUUCCACCUCAGCACCAUCGUGGCGCUGACCACCGACCUGAGGACCACGCCGCUGCUCAUCGGGAUCUCCUACUUUAUCACCAGCCUGAGCUACGCCAACUCCUGCCUCAACCCUUUUCUCUACGCAUUCCUGGACGACAGCUUUCGGAAGGCCUUCAAGAAGAUGCUGGAAUGUCGGCCAGCCUGAGCAAACAAAGACGGAGUCUUCUCCAUUGGCGUAGAUCUGUUGCCGGUGAAACACGUGGAAGCGGUUUGGAAAAAAUCGUCAAAGACAUUUUCCACUCGUCGGCCGUGUUUCCAGAAUUGCUGGCGCACGCUGCCGUGUUUGGGACUAGAUAUCGCCGAUCCGGCUUGUUGUACAUAACGGUUCUUAAGGCUGAAACAUGUUCCUCGCGUCACGUAGCUUGAUGGCAUCUUGAUUCAUUUAUCGCACGGCUUGCAUUUCUCUUCCAAAACGAAGAGGGAAGUGUUUUCCGGAGUAAGCAACCACAACUCUUGUAGAUUAGCUAACUAUUCGCGUCCUGUCAGUAGAAGUUGUCGUAAACCAGGGGUGUCAAACUCAAAUACAGAGUGGGCCAAAAUGUAAAACUGAACAAAGCCGCGGGCCAAGGUUGAACAAAUUAACCUUUUAAUAGGGACCCAAACAAGUUUUGCAUUGAAUAUUGAACAAGCAAGGCUUAUAUAACUUUAUAGUGACAUGCAAAAUAGAGUUUCAAAUAAUAAUAAUAAUAAUUAAAAAUGACAGAGCUUCUCACCCUAUCUCUAAGGGAGAGCCCCGCCACCCGGCGGAGGAAACUCAUUUCGGCCGCUUGUACCCGUGAUCUUGUCCUUUCGGUCAAGACCCAAAGCUCAUGACCAUAGGUGAGGAUGGGAACGUAGAUCGACCGGUAAAUCGAGAGCUUUGCCUUCCGGCUCAGCUCCUUCUUCACCACAACGGAUCGAUACAGCGUCCGCAUUACUGAAGACGCCGCACCGAUCCGCCUGUCGAUCUCACGAUCCACUCUUCCCCCACUCGUGAACAAGACUCCGAGGUACUUGAACUCCUCCACUUGGGGCAAGAUCUCCUCCCCAACCCGGAGAUGGCACACCACCUUUUUCCGGGCGAGAACCAUGAACUCGGAC